AUGAGUAGGUGCUUCCAUAGAGUAUUACGAUCGAUUAUAGCAAUAGAAGGUCUUUAUAUUCAGCAACCUACAGGUGAUGUUGUUUCGAGAGAAAUUCAAGAAAGUAGGAGAUUUUAUCCUUUUUUCAAGGAUUGUAUAAGGGCAAUAGAUGGAACACAUUUUACAUAUGUGUUAACGGGCUGGGAGGGUACUGCAUCAGACUCGAGAAUAAUAAAAAACGCAUUUACUAGAGAUGAUAAACUACUAAUUCCAUCAAGUAAAUAUUUUUUAGUAGAUGGGGGUUUGCCUUAUGCAAAUAAACUAAUGGCACCAUAUAAAGGUGUUAGAUAUCAUUUAAAAGAGUUCUCCAUGCGGGGUCCCCAAAAUUCUAAAGAGUUGUUUAAUCUUCGUCAUGCUUCCUUACAUAACACCAUUGAGCGAGCUUUUGGUGUCCUUAAAAGAAGGUUUCCUAUCAUUCGAAGUACAACGGAACCAUUUUACUCUUGUGAAACACAAUCUGCCAUAUUUUUGGCAUGUUGUAUUCUACACAACUUUUUAUUAGAUGAAGACCGCGACAUAAAUCUUGAAGAUGGAGUGAUGCAGGAGAUCUUAAACGGACCACAAGAGCAAGAUCGUCGUAAUUCAAUAGAAACAGACGAGGAUAAUAGUAGGGCAUAUCAACUAAGGAAUUCAAUUGCAAAUGAAAUGUGGGCAAAUUAUUUGGCACAUUCAAACAAUUAA
Molecule: messenger RNA, 720 nt
Organism: Lactuca sativa (garden lettuce)
Lineage: Eukaryota; Viridiplantae; Streptophyta; Magnoliopsida; Asterales; Asteraceae
Source: RefSeq, a predicted model, not a curated record